Penicillium malachiteum is the source of this 1797-nucleotide messenger RNA. Its product is annotated as phosphoribomutase PRM15. Lineage: Eukaryota; Fungi; Ascomycota; Eurotiomycetes; Eurotiales; Aspergillaceae. Gene Ontology annotation, molecular function: magnesium ion binding; phosphopentomutase activity. Bases 1 to 1797 code for a protein of 598 amino acids. Gene Ontology annotation, biological process: carbohydrate metabolic process; purine ribonucleoside salvage. The transcript is spliced from 10 exons. The record is from RefSeq and is a predicted model, not a curated record.
AUGAUGGCUUCCCAGGAUUCUCUUUCUUCUCUAGUCCAGACAUGGUUUCAGUGGGACCAGGAUCCAACGACUCGAGCGGAAAUACGGAACCUGCAAGACGCCAGUGCCGUUAAAGAGCUAGAACUAUGUCUCCAGAAGCGCAUCGAGUUUGGAACCGCGGGCUUACGCGGCCGAAUGGCCGCAGGAUUCUCUAAUAUGAAUUGCUUGACGGUGAUUCAAGCAUCUCAGGGACUGGCCAAAUACAUCAAAACUACACGCCCAGAGGAUGCGGUCAAGGGUGUUGUGAUCGGUCAUGAUGCGCGCCAUAACUCUCGUAGAUUUGCGGAGCUUGCUGCGAAUGCCUUCCUUGCGUUGGAUAUCCCAGUUUACUUCUUUACAGAAACCUCGCCCACACCAAUGGUUCCAUUUGGAAUCAACUACUUCAAAGCGACUGCGGGUGUGAUGGUGACUGCAAGCCAUAAUCCCCCACAAGAUAACGGAUACAAGGUCUAUUCGAGCAAUGGAGCACAGAUCAACCGACCCGAAGACGAGGGCAUAGCGCAAUCGAUCCGUGAAAAUCUGGAGCCAUGGCAAAAUGCUUGGAAGGAAUUACUCCCAUGCGAUAUUUUGCAUUUCGACGCCUUUCAGAACCUCGUCGGUCCUUAUGAGACUAAAGUCCAAGACUUCGCGAGGUCUACCGUGACUGAUUGGAGGCCCUUCAGCCCAUUCGUGUACACCCCUCUCCAUGGUGUUGGAGGCCUAGUACUCCCGGAGCUAUGUAGUUCACUUGGAGUCGACAACAUCGUGUCUGUGCCUCUCCAAAUAGCACCGGAUCCCGAAUUUCCUACAGUUAAGUUUCCCAACCCCGAAGAGUCGGGGGCCCUCGAUCUUGCCAUGGAAACAGCAGAUAAAGAAGGAAGAACCUUGAUCAUUGCCAAUGACCCAGAUGCGGAUCGAUUUGCGGCAGCGGAAAAAGUCAAUGAUCGAUGGUUCCUUUUUACGGGAAAUCAUGCCGGUGUCUUGCUAGCGUCUCAUAUUCUUGAGUCCUUGAAAGCCACAAAUAAUCUUUCCACUGCCACUUUUCUUACCACAGCUGUAUCCAGCAGCAUGAUUGAAAAAAUGGCAGUAUCUGAGGGUGCACAGUUCCAAGAAACACUGACUGGCUUCAAAUGGAUGGGGAACGUAGCUCGAGAUCUUGAGAAAACCGGCAAGCAUGUCCCAUUUGCUUACGAAGAGGCGCUCGGCUACAUGUUUUCUUCGGUAUGCUACGAUAAAGACGGAAUUACCGCCGCGGCAGUCUUUUUAGCAGCAUACGCAAAGUGGAAAUCCCAGGGCCUGACAGCUCACGCAAAGCUCCAGCAACUUUUUGCCCAAUAUGGACACCAUGAGACCUUGAACAAUUACUUCCGGUCACCCAAUCCAGCUCUGACUCUGGAGCUGUUCCGUGGAAUUCGCAGUGGACCCUUCCUUGCUAACAUGGAGUUUGGAUCAUUCAAAAUUCUCCGUUGGAGAGAUAUGACUGAAGGAUACGACUCUGCAACACCUGACAAUAAGCCCGAUCUACCCGAAGACCCUAGUAGCCAGAUGCUGACUCUGUGGUUGGAAGGAGGUGUGCGUUUCACCAUCAGAGGAUCGGGCACUGAGCCAAAGGUCAAAUUCUACAUCGAAAGCUGUGGCGCCUCGUGUGAAGAUGCUGUCAACGCUGUCUGUCAGGUGUUCAAGACGAUUUUGAAUAACUGGGUUCAGGUUUACACCCCUACCAUGACUUACGACCGCAAGUUUCCAACAUCGUCAGGCCACGUUCUUGAACUAGAAUAG